AUGGUCGCGAGGGAAAUCCAGCCGCAAGUCAUCGACCUUACUGCCGAACCAGACGUCAUCGACGUCGACUCGGACGACAACGCAAUCCAAGAGGUCACGCCUAAUGGGACAAACCACACGAAGAAGAAACGCAAGAAGCGCAAGCGCAAAGUUUCGCGCAGCGACCCGAGCACGGCGGACGGUCAAGGGGAUCCUAGCUCAGCCGAGACUUCACAACCCGCUUCACGCAAUACUCCUCCCCCAUCCGACCUCGUCAUUAACCUGGUGGACGAUUCGCCCGUCGCGUCCGGCUCAAAGCCACCACCACCACCCCACCUGUCCUUAGCAGAGAGGUUAACCGAACCUUCCGGUGGCAAGAAAAAGGAUGUGGAACGCGACGAGCGAAGGAGGGAGCGACGGGAGGAGGAGCGGAGACGCAACAGAGACAGAGAUCAUUACCGCGAGGACCGUACUCGGGACAAUGAACGUCAGAGUCGACGAGAGAGGGAACGGCGAAGAAGUAGGUCUCCCGGCCAUGACCACCGCGGCGAGCGUCGAAGAUCGCGCUCUCGCGAACGCACGAAGAGCAAGAAGCGCACCAAGGGUUCUGCUGCAGAUGACAAGGCGUUGUUCUUCGAGGACCUCACGCCCAUGGACAUCCCUGCAGCCAUGCGACCACCCCCUCCUCUUGCCGGACCAUCUUCGGCUACGCAAGCGUCCUCAGAACGCGCAAAGGCGUCCGACAAUAAGAAGACAGAUGGACUUCUACUUCCGGGACACGUCUUUGUUGCGCCCGAGGGGCAGGAUGCGGAUCUACCGCCACUGAAGAUGCCUACGCCGGGGGGCUCGGACGACGAAGAUGGAUACAUCGACUAUCUCGAAUACGACGAUGACAGGAAGGUUGGGAUGAUCAGAUAUUGGGAACUGGAGAAGCUCGAAGCGCAGGGGGCUAGACCCUCGAAGCCCACCCGAUUCGUCUGCAAGAAAUGUGGGGACGAGGGCGACCACAAAGCUGCCGAAUGUCCCCACCUCAUCUGCCUCACAUGCGGUGCGCGGGAUGAACACGGCACUCGAAGUUGUCCUGUCAGCAAAGUGUGCUUCACCUGUGGAAUGAAGGGUCAUAUCAAUAAGAAUUGCCCGAACCGCGGACGGCAGGGUGGGUAUUACUCGUCCCACGACUGUGACAGGUGCGGCGCGCGGACGCAUCAAACCAACGAAUGCCCGACGUUGUGGCGGAUGUACAUAUACGUCGAAGAUGACGCGCGCCAAGACAUCCUGCGCAUCCGUGAAGACAAGCGACUCCUUCCUCUCGGAGAAGGCGGUGAGGGGUACAUCGCUACGGACGAGUGGUGUUACAACUGCGGCGGAUGCGGACAUCUCGGUGACGAUUGCAACGACGUUCAACAUCCAUUCGACCACCCUGAAGAGCAUUCCGCGUUUAGCAUAUACAACAUCCUGUCCGGCCCCUUUUCGUCCGAGGCCCCGCGUCAGUCGAAGCGUGCUCCACGCGACUGGGAGACAGUGAACGCGUUCUCGGACGGGUUCGGGAGCAAUAUGCCCAUGCAGGUCGGCAAGCAAGGCCGCCGCAAGGAACGGGAACGUCUUGCACGUGCCCGAGAACAACAGGCAGAUGACGAUGACGACGACUGGUUCGCAGGCAACCGGGCACGGCCCAACAACAAGGGCAGCCGCGGCUCUUCCCGGAACAAGGGCGACACACGAGGGGGCGGCGGGAAGAUCAAGUUCGACUUCUCAACCUCGUCCGUCGGCGUCGAUCGCGGAAACAAGCAACAGAGAACCGACGGUUACGAGCUCCCAGCGCCGAUGCAGGAGACGGAGUCACUGCAGAUCCGUGGCGCGUCGCGCAGGGACAGGCGGAGCUCACCGCCGAGGGACCGUGACGAACGCUAUGGUCGCUAUGACCGCGAGCGGGACCGCGACCGCGACCGCGACUGGGAGCGCCGCGACCCGCAGAAAGGCCCGCGCUAUCGAGGAGGAUACUACAGAUGA
Epithele typhae is the source of this 1989-nucleotide messenger RNA. RefSeq lists its product as uncharacterized. The transcript is spliced from 6 exons. The record is from RefSeq and is a predicted model, not a curated record. The coding region runs from base 1 to 1989 and encodes 662 amino acids. NCBI's taxonomy places the organism in Eukaryota, Fungi, Basidiomycota, Agaricomycetes, Polyporales, Epitheliaceae. Gene Ontology annotation, molecular function: zinc ion binding; nucleic acid binding.